This is a messenger RNA of Effrenium voratum, 7419 nucleotides long. The record is from the annotation of a GenBank genome assembly. NCBI's taxonomy places the organism in Eukaryota, Dinophyceae, Suessiales, Symbiodiniaceae.
AUGAUUGAGUACUUGAAGGCAUAUUUCAGCCCUUCAAAGGAGGGCGACUGGAGUCUUGAGAUCUCUAGAGGUCGAGGUGGCUCGUGCUUGUCACACAGCCACCGCACACAGUACACGUUUGUCUUGCAGAGCUUGCUGCUGUGGCGCGAGAUCAUGGGCAGAAUGUUUGAGCUGUGGCAAAUGACAGAGGAGGACCUGCUGGAUGCAAGUUCCACGUACCGCUUGUGCGAUACUGGACAAGGUCUGAACCGUGUUCAGAGUGCGCCGCGUGUCUCGCGGGUCAUGCAUCAAAUCCUUCACAAGGUGCAGAAUGAGGUGGGCAACUGGGUUGGCCUCUCCGUGGUGCACCUGGGGGACGGAGACGUGCCCAAUGCCUUGGUCUUCAUUGACAAGUAUACCCAAGUUCCACGAAUACUUGGGCCUUUAGUUCAGACACUGGACAAGCUACCAGAGGUGUACAACUCCUCUCACGCCAUCAAGACCUACAUAGACACCGAGUUCCGGGGCGUGGAGGUAGUGCGCAUGGCCAUCAUGCAGGACUUCUUCCGUCAUGGAUUUGAUGGCAGUGGCGACGACGGCGAAGAAAUGGCCGAGGCGCUCGCGUGGACGGUUGGCUGCACCUUUCAGGCCGACAUCGAGGCUUUGAUGGAGUCCUCCAAGUGCACCAAGGGCAAGCUGCUGGACAUCGGGGCCAACCUGCAGCAGCAGAUCGAGGCCUUGGAGCAUGCUUCAACGUCCAGAGCGACGGAAGGACCUCCAUUGAAGCGACUGCGAGAAGGAUCCGAGCCUCCAGUGCCACCACGCCAGGGAUCUGCAGAUGCCGAGCUAGGCCUGCCAGGCAUGGACGCCAAUCAGCCAGAGGGGUGCAGGCCGAAAGCUGGACCCGGACCUAGGCCGUUUGAUGAAUCCUUUGGCGGCGCUUGCAGCAGCACCUUCGGUUGCGGCCCAGCGAGCCGGGCUGGCCCGAUUGGUGCAGCUGAUGGCUUUGGGGCUCCCAGCACCAUGAAGGCAAUGAAGCCUAUCGGCAGCUUUGACGACGACAACAGUUGCAAGGGCUGUGGUUGCGCCGGCUGUAUUGGUGGUGGCUGUGCUGGCUGUGGUGGCUGCAUUGGCUGUGGCAGUGGUGGUUGCACUGGCUGUGGCUGUGGUGGCUGCAGCGGCUGUGGCAGCUGUGGUGGCUGUGGUGGCUGCAGCGGCUGUGGCAGCUGUCAUGGCUGCCGUGGUUGCGGCUGCUGCGGUGGCUGUGGCAGCUGCGCCGGCUGCAAUAGUGGUUGUUCCAGCUGUGGCUGUUGUGGGCCUCCAAGCAGUUGCGGAGCAAACUGCGGAGCAAACUGCGGAGCUUCCUGUGGAGGCUGUGGCGGGUGUGGCGCUUGUCGCGGCUGCAGUGGCUGUGGCAGCUGUGGCAGCUGUGGCAGCUGUGGCAGCUGUGGCAGCUGUGGUAGCUGCGGCGGCUGUGGCAGCUGUGGCAGCUGUGGUGGCUGCGGUGGCUGUUGUGGCUGUGGCAGCUGUGGUGGCUGCGGCGGCUGUAGCAGCUGCGGUUGUGGGGGUUGUGGCGGCUGCGGCGGGUGCGGCAGCUGUGGCUGUGGCGGCUGUGGUUGUGGUGGUUGUGGUGGUUGUGGUGGCUGCAGUGGCGGCUGUGGAGGUUGUGGCAGCUGUGGCGGUUGUCCUGGUUGUUGCGGCUGCGGCAGUGGUGGCUGUGCAGGUUGUGGUGGCUGCCCUGGUGCUUGCUGCAGUAGCUGCACUGGCUGCAGAGGUUGUGGCUGUGAGGGUGGCUGUGGCGGAUGCGGAGGUUGCGGCUGCGGAAGCCCUGGCUGCAAUGCUUGCGGCUGCAACAGCUGUGGUUGUGGACAGGGCGAUGGCAUGAAUCCCAUGGCGAUGAUGAUGAUGGGCGCCGCAAUGAUGGGCCAGAUGAUGAUGUCUGGUUCCGACACAAAUGGUGCUGAUCUUCCACGGAAGGACGAUGACGAGGAGGACAAAACCGUUUUGUCUGGCUCAUCGUUCAAUGUGAACCAUCCAAAUUAUCGCCCUCCUGACAUGGAGGUCAUCCCGGGCAUUACGGAUCGCCGAUUUGUUGGUCGAAUCAAGUUCUGGUUCGAGAACAAAGGCUUUGGCUUCAUCGAGAGUGAGCAGUUCUCAAAAGUCUUUGGCGGCGACUCGGACGUGUUCCUGCAUCACUUCCAGAAAAGGCACUACCAGAGAGGUGAUAUGGUUGAGUUCAGCAUCUUCACAAACUUCCGUGGCAAGCCCCAAGGGACUGAGCUGAAGAAGGAGCCUCACAAUGUCCAAACUGAGACCAUGCGUUUGUUUCUGAGAGCGGACCUGACCGCUGAGUGCGUGAAAGCAGAGCAGCGCCUCACCGUGCAAAAGAGCAGAGCACGGCGCUUGUUUGGCGUUGAGAAGUUCAAGUUCCUCUCGUCGGUGACAUAUGGAAGCCUUGUGAGGCUCAUGGGGCCGAACUCUGGCGGAGGACGCAGAAACCAAGCUGCGGCAGCUGCGAGCGUGCCCACGCGGGCGAUUUUCAGCAACAAGGGCUCUGGCUCUGGCAAGGGAAAGGAUGGAAAAGGGAAGGAGAAAGGCAAGCGAGAGCCGCGGCAGAAUUUUCAAUCGCAAAAGGAGAUGGACAAGGUCAAAGGCAAAGGAAAGACAUCCACCAACCUCUCUCCGGCUGAAGCACAUAUAGCAGCAGCUGCAGCUAGAGCUGCUGGCGGCAUUCAGCAGGAAGCCAUGUCCAUUUGGGAGCGGGCGGGAGAUCCAUCGUACAUCCACGGCUGCUUCUAUUUGACACGCGAUGACCAUCUUGCUUUGGAGCCUUUGCUGACUCCGCUUGCGGAAGCUGUGGAGGCCAGCUGUGCUCAACUUCCAACAGAGAUCAUCGAUGCGUCACAGGAACAUUUGAAGGAGCUUGGCUUUCAGGACGUGCAGUCAAGAAACGCACUCACAGUGGUUGGGAGACGCCUGUGCAAAGAAUUCGACGAGCGGGACGCUUCGGUGACUGACAAGGCAGCAGCUGAGAGAGCUUUGGAAUGGAUUUGCUGCACCUCCGCGGAAACCAGUUUGCCAUCACGACUGAAAGAGCCAAGAGAAGUCACAACGGCUAGGAGGCUUCAGGAAGAAAAGAAUGUCGCGUUUCAGACCAAGGCAUUGCUGCAUGGAGGACAGAUAGAAGGCACGCACAUCACUCGCAUAGAGAAGCUGGGAUUCAGCCGUGCCCGCGCGAUUCAGGCCUUGGCUGAAGCUCCCGAUCAUCAGCUGCUGCCUGCUGUGAAGUCCUUGCUCGCAGAGUUCCUGCCCCUGGACCUACCACCAGGCACAGAGCCAGAUUCUGCAGCACCAGCUUCUCCGGAAGAGCUGAUGGAAGAGGUAGAAGCUAUGCAAAGCAUCUAUGGAGAAGAGAAUGUUCAGACCUUUGGACAGGCCGGGUUGGAUGGCUUCGAGCUGCUGGUGAAGCUUCCAGCCAGUGGCAUUGGCGGCGGCGGUGGAAGGUGGACUAUGGCCUUCAUGAUUCCCGGAGGGCUCUUGUACCCGCACGUGUCGCCGUUGCUGUGCCCGCGGCAUGACCGCCUGCGAGAGGCAAAUCGCCCAAGGCUGAUGCAGGCACUUGGAGAAGUUUGUGAGCAGGCGCUUGGAGCACCUAUGUUCUUCAUCCUUUGUGAGUGGCUGCAAGAAAAUGGCCCUCGUUUUUUGGUGCUUGCGGACAGUGACAAACAGGAACUUUCAGACGCUGACGCCAUGCAAAGAUCACAACGAGAUCUGGCCGAGCAGCGUAUCGCAGAAGCGCAGACGAAGGAGAAGGAGGAAGGCGCUGAGAAAGCCAAGCGCAUUGAGCUUCUUCAGCAGAUGAUGGAAGAGGAGUCCAGAGCCAAAGACAAGAUCGCAGCCCAAAUCCGAAGCACUCCGGAAACCGCGCAGUAUGACCUUGCGGGCUAUGAAGAGCCGCAGGUCAAGGCCUUAGUGAAGGACGCCUUCGCGACGCCUUUGGAGACCGAGGGCAAAAUGAUCCGCGUCACCUUUGUGGUCGGCGGAGGUAAAACUGUUCGCAGCAAAUACAGCGAAAGCCUCGCGCGCUUCCUGGGAACUUCUCUUCAGGACAUUGGCUUCGCGCAAGAUUCAGCUGCAUCAAACGACCUUCUGAGCGCUGGCACCUUCAAGGGACAGCAUGAUACACAAAGAAAUCUGAAGUUGGUGCACGUGUUUCCGAAGGUGACAGGUGGAGACGGUGCAUCAACUUCUGGCAAGCCUGAGACGGUGAGGGAUACAUGCCAACGCGUCAGUGCAGCACCCUGGGAAGACUUUGUCGACGAGGUUGGCCCAUGGCUCCGCACGAAGGACAGCAAGGUGGAGGCACUUCUCACCUUUCUUGAAGAAUCCCAGGAGGAACUUCAGGAGACAGAGCUGGCGUUCCAGCAAGGGAAGCACGUCUCCGAGGCUAGGCGGCGCCGCUACGAUGAAUUGGGCAGUGCAGAGGAUGUAGCUGAAAGAAUCCGGUGGCUGCGCGGGCAUGAGGAAUCCUCGCGUCCAGUGAGAAAUGGAGAUUCCGACGGGGCAACGCUUGCCUUUGACGCGCCAUCUCUUACGUCUCGCAUACAGGAGGCAGAGCCCGCAGAGAAUGCGCAAGGCGAACAAGCCGAUGAUGCCGCUUGGCUCCAGCGCCGACUGGCCCAGACAAGGAGCGAAAGUCAGAAGCUUCAGGUGGAGUUGUCACGGGAGCGGCCGCUCCAAAAGACUCGCGAAUCGUUGCCUGCCUACACUCAGAGAGACGUCAUUCAAGCAGCAGUGUUGGACGCUCAAGUGGUGGUGAUUGAGGGAGACACCGGCUGUGGGAAGUCCACGCAGGUGCCGCAGUUCAUUUUCGAAGACUGGCUUGCCAAAGGUCAGGGCGGUGCUGCCAGCAUCAUCAUGACGCAGCCGCGAAGAAUCAGCGCGAUCGGGGUGGCUGACCGCAUUGCCAACGAGAUGAACACAGGACUGGGGGACCUGGUGGGCUACUCCAUCCGCAUGGAAUCCAAGCGCUCUGCGCGGACCAAGAUCCUGGUUUGCACAACAGGCGUUCUGCUGCGGCGCCUGGAGAACGAUCCGCAGCUGCAUGGCGUGACCCACAUCAUCGUGGAUGAAUGUCACGAAAGGGAUCUGGACACAGACUUUCUUCUGAUCAUCCUGCGGGAUCUAUUGCCAAAGCGACCCCGCCUGAGGAUUGUGCUCAUGUCCGCUACGAUCAAUGCACAGAUAUUCAAGGACUACUUCCCUGGCAGCAGAUCCAUUUGCAUUCCAGGUCGUACAUUCCCGGUGACGGCCUACUUUAUGGAGCAUGCAUUGAUGCACACUGGCCUGGUGAUCGAGCCACAUUCGGAGUAUUGCCGCAAGGACGUUGAUCCCAUCCUCACCUACCAAGAGGAGCAAGAGCUCAGGCAAAUUUAUGAGAAGCCUGAAAAUGCAGAGCUGCUUUCGGGCACGCUUUCCAAGCACGUGCUGCAGCAGUUGCAUCGUGUCGAUCCAGAGAAAAUCAAUUUCGACUUGGUCGCGCAGGUUGUUAACCACAUCCACACGCAGGUCGAUCCAUGUAAGGAUGGCAAAUCGCCAGGUGCCAUUCUCGUGUUCGUGCCCGGGCUGAGAGAGAUCAAGAAGGCCAUUCGGUGCAUCAACCAGGACGCGGCGGACGUCAAAGGAUACAAAGGAAAAGGAUUCGACGACCGAGGCAAAGGCUCCGGCAAGGGUGGACCAGAGGUGACCAAGGACGGGCUGUGGGUGCUGCCGCUGCACUCCAUGAUCAGUGUCAAUGAGCAGCGCUUGGUCUUCAAGCGACCGCCAAGCGGCGCUCGAAAGGUUGUGGUGACAACAAACAUCGCGGAGACGUCCAUCACCAUCGAUGAUGUUGAGUACGUCAUUGAUUGCGGCCGACACAAGCAAACGAAGUAUGACCCGCAGAAUCGCAUCUCAAUGCUUGUCGACUGUGUCGAGACCAAGGCGAAUGCUAAGCAACGCCGUGGGCGAGCUGGUCGAGUCAAGCCUGGGGUGUGUUACCACCUGGUGAAUGUGCGCAAGUGGCGCCGCAUGGAUGACUUCGAAAAGCCUGAGAUGCUGAGGGUGCCGUUGGACUCGCUCUGCUUGAGAGUCUCGCUGAUGGGAAUGGGCCACCCGGCCAAGAUCCUCGCGAAGGCUAUCACGCCUCCAACUGAUGCGGCAGUGCUCUCCUCGCUGCAGCAGCUGGUGGAGCUCAGCGCCGUGGAGCUUCGGGAGAGAGUUGCUGGAGCAGCUGAAGAGAUCGGAGCCAAUGGCUGGGACAAGGAUGACCAGCAGCGAUUGCUGAAAGCAAAGCUGCGCUUGACCCCGCUGGGUAACCACUUGGCUCAGCUGCCGGUGGAUGCUGGCUCUGCCAAACUCCUGGUGCUGGGAUGUAUUUUUGGCAUCCCGCGCGAUGUUUGUACACUCGCCGCGUCUUUGUCUGUGAAGUCUCCCUUUGCAGUCAAUGCAGAUGGCAAGGGAAACGGCAAGGGAGUCAGUGAACAGCGCAAGUUGGACUUCGCUGGCGACCUCGAGAGUGAUCAGUUGCUACUGGUGAAGCUCUUCGAGCACUGGGAGCAGCUGGGGAAGCAUUCUCAGGCUGCUCGGACAUGGUGCCGCGAGAACAGCUUGGACAUUCAGGCCUUUGAGACGGUGUCUGAAAUGCGACGCCACCUUCUUGGGAUUGUCGUGGAUCAAGGAUUUGCCAGCCGUGAGCAGACCGAAGCAGCAGGAAGGCAGGCGAUCAGCCUAAUGCCGGCAUGCCUAUCCAGCGUGGUGAACGCCAAAGAGGAGUUCAACAGACGGCGCUUCCAGCUGAUGCGAACUCUACUCUGUGCAGCUUUGUGGCCGAAUGUCAUGCUCUUGAAAGACAAUGGCACGCUCUUCGCGAGGAACGCUGCCGCCCUGGGCUUUCACAGCUCCAGCAUCCUCGCGCUGCAGGCAGAUCAGCUGAACCAGGACAACUCUGGCGACUGGACUUGCCCACAAUGUCAGUUCUACAACUUUGCGAGUCGGCAGGAAUGCCGAAGCUGCUGGGCCCCCAAAUCAUUAUCUCCUCCACGGAGAAAGGCAAAGCCACUUCGCCAUCGUUCAUUUAUGUUCGCAGAGAAGGUCCGCUCUCUUGCGAGUGGCCAAGGCCAGAAGUCGCAGACCCUCUGCCGAGACUGCAGUGGUGUCUCCUUGAAGGCCUUAUUCCUGUUGGGACACCGUGUCGACGUUGACUUCCUCAAAGGAAGGAUGUCAGUGGAUAAGUGGAUCCAUUGUCAGGCAGCUGCCAGAGAUGCCUCGAUGCUCUUGGGAAUGAGAAGACGCCUGCAGGACGUGCUCACCCGGCGCCUGGCAAAGAUUGGGGUCCAACAAGCGGCAGACACGGAGGUGGUCAACGUGAUGACCCAAAUGUUGGUGCUUGACGUGGAGUAA